UCAGCCUGUCAGUUAGUGCCGCGGCGCCGUGACGGUACGGUGUUUAGUCGGUACGUUCCUUCCGGCUGGUCGGUGCGCGCUCGUGUACGUCUCUCGUCGUCGGCUGAUCGUGAUGAUAAUGAUGAUGAUGAUGAUGAUGAUGACGAUGAUGACGAUGACGAUGAUGACGACAGUGACGGCGGACACAGCGCGGGGAGCCACGGCGCGAGGAGACACGCGGUGCCCCGGCGACGACAGCCAGUGACGCGAGCGGACCUCGUGCGUGCGCCAGCCGGCUCGGUUUUUUGCACUUUUCUAAAUGGAUACUCUGUUAGCGCGACACGCGACACUCGGCAGUGGGACGUGCGCUUAGAGAUCGUGUGUGAGAUUGCGGGGGAGUCUCCGGCAACGCUUGUUGUUGUUUGUUGUUAUCGCUGUUCCUCAUUGCCGACGUUGCUGCGCGAGUGUGCGAGUGAGAUUUUUGUAAAUUUCUAUCACAAGUGCGCGGGAGAGAGGGUGGGGCAAGGGAAAUCGAGUAAGACGAGCCAGGGACGGGGGGAUCUACAGGGACCCGGUUGUGAUCGAUGGUUUCUUUGGUGCUCUUUGGUGUGUGCGCGCGUUACCGUCGCUGAUAGUCGGAGCAUCCGGGCGGAUACGCGGGAUACACGAGAUAACAAGGAGCGGUUAUGAGAGUUCGAUGACCACCGGCGCGCGGACCAUCGACGCUACCAUGGACUACCUGCAGACGUGCCUCAUCUUUUACCUGCUGAUCCUCUGCUUCUGCGGCGGACGCUCUAUAGACAUAUCACAAUGCAUCGCACCCUUGGGGAUGGAGUCGGGCGCGAUUCCCGAUACGGACAUCACUGCGAGCUCCAGCUUCGACAGCGGAAACGUCGGGCCGCAUCACGGACGACUCAAGCAGGAGAGCCACGGCGGUGCCUGGUGUCCGAAGCAGCAGAUCACGACGGAGCCGCGCGAGUGGCUGGAAAUCGAUCUCCACACGGUGCACAUGAUCACCGCGACCGGCACUCAGGGCCGCUUCGGUAACGGCCAAGGCGCCGAGUUCUCCGAGGCGUACCUGCUCGAGUACUGGCGGCCGAAGCUGGGGAAAUGGGUGCGCUACCGGGACUUUAGCGGUGAAGAGGUGAUCGAAGGUAAUAGCAACACCUACCUGGAAUCGAAGCACGAACUGCAGCCACCGAUAUUGGCGACCAAAAUUCGUUUCCUACCCUACAGCUACCACCGUCGUACCGUUUGCAUGCGCGUCGAGCUCUACGGUUGCCCAUGGAACGACGGCAUCGUCUCGUAUUCGAUGCCGCAAGGUGACAAGCGCAACAAUUGGGAGUUCUUCGACGUGACUUACGACGGUUAUUGGGACGGACAGCUACUGCGCGGUCUGGGACAACUGACGGACGGCAAGAACGGGCCGGACAACUUCAAGAUGGGCUAUUACGACGAGAAAGGUCAGGGCUGGGUCGGCUGGAAGAACGAUACCAAGUCCGGCCACCCGCUCGAGAUCAAAUUCGAGUUCGAUCACGUGCGCGAGUUCUCGGCCGUCCAUAUCUACUGCAACAAUCAGUUCACCAAGGACGUGCAGGUCUUCUCGGAGGUCAACAUCACGUUCAGCGUCGGCGGCGAGCACUUCUUGGGUGAGCCAAUCGUGUAUUCCUAUAUGGAGGACAGGAUCUUCGAGCAUUCGCGCAACGUCACGAUCAAGCUGCACCACCGGAUUGGCAAGUUCGUCAAGCUCAAGUUCGCCUUCGCCUCGCGCUGGAUUAUGAUCAGCGAGAUCACCUUUGACUCUGACAUCGCUCACGGUAACUUCACCCUGGAAUCACCGCCUACGACCGAGGCGCCGCGACCGCGGGACCGAACUUCGACCCGCGACAAUCCGCUGCAGGCCGAAGUUCCGGUGGCUAAGCAGGACGAUCCGACUUACAUGGCCGUGAUCAUCGGCAUCUUGACCGCGGUGAUACUGCUGCUGGCGGUCGCCAUAUUCCUAAUAGUCACGCGUCACCGACAGCGGAAGAACUUUGCCAGUCCGCUCGGCGCCAAGAGUGCGAUCCCGUCCGGCAAUCAUCAGCAUCUGUCGCCGGAAUCCGCCUACGGCACCACGGAGAAGGACCCCUCCCUGAUGACCUACAGGGUCGAGGAGCUCGACGACCGGUACGCCGGCACGAAGCUCACCACCUUGCCGCGCGAUCUCAACGAUCGUCUCCUGGGCGACGUCAGACUCGACGAGUACCAGGAGCCCUUCCACGAGAACAAGUAUCGAGAAUCCCCGCACGCGGCGUACUACGGAUACAGCACGGUCGUCAUAGACAACAAGGACCUCCACGACAACGUCGAACAGUCUGAUGCCACUUAUGACUAUGCAGUACCAAUGCCCGUGCCUAGCGUAAGCAGCGAUCAGGACAGCGUGUUCUCGAAAUCGUCCUCCAGGGGUAGCGCAAAGGCGUGCUUGCAGAGCUUUUUCCCGCCGCCGCCGCCCCCCAUGAGCGCGCCGCCCCCUCGAGGCUCCAGCAACCUGACGUACUCGAAUCCACCGAGUCCGGAACCAGUUUGCGAGCGUGAGCGCCGAGGUAGCAAGCGCCGCGAGCACUCCUUGCACAGAUACGCGUAAGGGCUGCUCCACGUAGCCCGCGGGACACUCAACGGAAGAAGAAGAAGAAGGAGCCGGCGGAUGGAUCGAAGGUACGGUGGAUACUUCGUUACGGCGAGUGACGAGGGAGAUCGCGUGAUCGAGCGAGCCCUCCAGCACCGCAAGCGAUCUUCCGCGACUCCAGAAUUCUGUUCCACUUCUCGCUCUCCGCUGAGGAGCGCGCGCGCACGCGUUCCUCCUCGAGACUCUCGCGAAAUCGCGAUCGCGUUAACGCGACCGGAAUCGACGCUUAACGAGCGCCAUCAUCGUGACGAGGAAAGUGAGAUCAGUCCUCUUUUUUUGCCUGUCAUUCUGUCAUCGCGUCAAUGAUGACUGUUGGAUGGUCGGGAUUGUGCCUGAACACUUGAUCGCCUCCAAUUAGUUUUAAGAUCAAGUUCAAUGUUGUCUGUAUCGUCACUGCUGUUCUUCUGAACCAGAUAACGUCAGAUUCAGCCGGAUUGCUCUGGGCUAUUUCGGCUGGAUUUGAUGUUACUCGGUCAAGGAAAAGAGCAGUGACGAUAAAACAGUUUCCGUUGGAGUUGCUAUUUCUUUAACCGGAUAAUUUUACAUUCAGCUGAAAUAAUCCAGAUUAUUUUGACUGAAUUGGACAUUAUUUGGGCAAAAAGGAGCAAUGAUGAUAAACAAAUUUUCAUGGGCACUGCUGCUUUUCUUUUAACUUGAUAUCGUUUUUAGCCGGGAUAGUUUAAAUCAUCUUAGUUCUACUUGAUAUUCAGGAAUGAUUCACUCGAAAGAAAUAGACUGCAGUCUGCCACUCGACCUUCGUAUGCAUCCGAGAGAUGGGCCUUGAUUUUCGAGGAAAAUCUUUCAUGAAAUCAACUCGAUUCCGCGCGCGCUCGCUGUUUGAAAUUUCGCGGCUUCGUGGCGCGUUCUAUCCCACAGCUUCGCGAUUCGCGAUUUUCGAGGGAGUUGCACGAGAAGGAACAGAAUGCAGGAGGUAAAGAGCAGGUGGUGGCGCAAACGACGCGUUGUACAUUUUGGGGUGAAGGCUGCGAGCGACCGCGCGGCGGACAGGAUUGCGUGAGAUCCUGUUGGUUACAACGACGAUAUUUUUUCCUCUCCCCCCCUCGAGAGCUUCGAAGCGUCGCAAAGAAGAAGAAGCGGAAGCGUAACGCAAUCGCGACCAUCGCGUCCAAAACGGGGGAGGAAGCUAACUCACUCCCCUUCUCGACGAGCACUGCCAUCGAUGAAUUUUUUCGCGCGAGCGUUUCAUUACCAGAGUAAUCGCGGCGACCUCGAACACGGUCCUUUUUUCUAGGGAGAUACUCGACCUACACUUCCUACACGGAGAUAGGUAUAUAAUAUAUUGUAUAUGUAUAGGCGAAUACACCGCGUAACAAUCGGAAUUACACUAUAUAUUCAAUUGGCAUAUCAGUUUGACGGCAAAAGUGACCUCGUGCGCAGACCCCGACUCUUCCCGAGAUUCGUCCGCGAGGUUCAGCGCGACGUGGAGAGUCGCGGCUCGCUGUCGUUCUCGAGGACCGUCCGCGGAACGUUGCCCGCGGCGCUCUCUUCGAUUUCCCGCGCCUUCUCCUUCCCGCCGCCGUGUACUCUCCGCGACAUACGCGCGCGAGAGAAGGAACAGUCGACGCGACUUGAGACGUCACCGUUUCCGGUCCGUGGAGCUUGCCUCCCUCGGAACCGGCGGGGGCGAGAAUCGCCAGCAUAAAGAAAUUCGUCAACGAAAGUGCGUUUCGGGCGGAUCUCCAGGAAGAGUCGCGUUUAACGAUUCGGUCCGUUCGGCGCGCAUGUGCAACGGAGAUCGAGCUCGCUAUCGAUCCAGAGGUGAGAGAGAAAGCGAGAAGAAGAGAGGGGGAGAGGGAGAGAGAGAGAGAGAGAGAGAGAAGCGCGAAGCAAGCAGGAAAAACGAGCGGCGGGCCGGAUGAGAUAUUUAUCCGAUGGCUGCGAUCGUUACGUCGGCUCGAAAAGAUAAUUAAUUACCGGCUUGAUGGAAUAAGCGGGCGUUUCAAUUAUUCGCGCGCUCGAUCGAACGUCAGGCGCCGCGGCGCUUGACGUUCGACGGCCCGGGGAGGCGCGGCAAUGCGAAAGGGAGGGAGAAAAAGCCGCUGCAGAGAUCGACGUGACGAUAUUUAAAAGAGCGAGAACGGUAGCGAGCCUCGAUCCCAAGCCUCACUCAAGACUGACGUCACAUAAAUAAUUCAGUAUCCCGACUGCGCGCGCGCGUCAGUCGCGCAUUAUUUAUUGUCGCACACUGCGCUCUGUGACGAAUCUCUAAUUUAUAUAUAUAUAUAUAUAUAUAUAUAUAUAUAUAUAUAUAUAUGUAUACACAUAGUACAUAUACACAUACACACACACACAUACAUACGCGACAUUAUACAUACGCAAGAGAGAAGUAAAUAUAUAAAUAUAUAAAUAUAUAAAUAUGAAUAUAAAUAUAUAAAUAUAUAUAUAUAUAUAUAUAUAUAUAAAUAUAUAUAUAUAUAUAUACACACACAAAAAGGUAAUAUACGUAUCUCGUACGACGACGAAUUUUAAGCGUAUGAUAGAUUUAAUAAGCCCAACUUUAUUUCUCUAUCUCUACCGACAUCGCCUUCAUGCAACGAGGAAAAAAUCGAGAAUUUACCAGCGUAAGGAACCGACAAUACAGGGAUGAGACAACAAUAACUACAUGUGUACGUACGUAAAUCGAGCAAAACGCGGUAUAAGAGGGAAAAUUUCUCGAUAGCACACACGGGGGUAAAAUAUAAUCGAGUAUAUCGGCCGCGCGCACGCGCGCGCGUGUGCGAAUAUACAAGAUACACGAGAAGAACUCGACCACAUUGUGAUAUAACGGCAAAGUAGCCCGGGCUCUCGCGCGUCUAACACGUAUAUAGACACGUUAUAUGCUUAAGCGUGCCCUGCGCGGACAAGAGAGCAACUCUCUCUUUCUCUCCUCCUUCCUCCCGUGAAUUUUGUUCUGAAAGAGCUGCCGUAAAGCGCAGCGACUGCUCUCUCUCUUUCUCUCGCUCCCUCCUCUCUUCGCUCAGCUAGAUCGACGAACGACUCGUUUUCUCUGCCUCUUCCUCUUUCCCCCCAUCUCCCUCUCUCUCCCUCUCUUCGCACCUGUGUGUGGCGCGCAAAAUUUAUUACCGGUUUAAAUAUCUGACGUGGAACGCGGCAUGAAAUUUAAGGCUCGUUCGGCGCUUUUACCACCCGCGCUCGCCCGCUUAAAUAGCGUUUCCCGUACGAUUAUUUGGUCAUCCAUUGGACGCCGCACUUUCCUGGAUUACCUGGCCCUGUUCUAUUAAGCUCAAUUUUUCUCUCAUUUCACCGGACUGUGCUCUCUCUCUCUCUUUUUCUACCCCUCCCUCUUUCGCAGAAAUGCGAGAACGCGGCAACAUACAUUCAGGAAACACGAAGUCUGAAAUGCAACUGACUUGCAGGAUCGGGGAAAACAUUUCCACGCACUAUUCUUCUUCAGUCGACAUCAUUCGACAUCAACGAAGGGUAAACACGAACUAUCUUGAUAUAUUUUCUUCCGUGUUUACGAGGAACGAAUUCAAAGAACGCAUUGUUUGAUUUUGCGGUUUAGGCGCUUGCUUAGGCUGGCAAACUUUCAAAAAUUGGUCUCCGGAAUUAGGAUGCAGCGUGCUUGUUUCAUCGAGUACUAUCAUCUGAACACUUUGAGUGAACACUUUUCUGUUCCCUCAGCAACUUGCUCAAAAUUUUGAAAAAAAAUUUCAAAUUUCUGAAAAUCGCUCUUCGAAUGGGACGUGGAAGGAGAAGCAUUCCCCCCGGCCUCCCGCAAGUUGCAUUCCUGAUUUCUCAUACACGCGUCGGCCGAAAUCGGUAUACGCCGUGCGCGCACGCGCGCGCGAUGCUUGUGAUUGACGUUCCGCUAUUUUUACUCCGAAUACCUGAACGGCCGAUGUCCGCGAGCGAGCGAGCGUAUCGGUUUUUCGAUUAAGCCGCGAGAGAGAGACAGUCUGCCUCGUCGAGGAGAAAUUUAAUCGAGCGCCUGCCCACCCACUCAUCCAUCCAUCCAUCCACCCCCUAACUUUCAUCCCCGCGCAGGUCGCGCCCUUUCGCGGCAAGAGCGGCGUGCAAGCGCGUCUAACAACGAUCGGAACAUUGCUAUGUAUAUUUAAGUGUUUAAUCGAUAUCGUCGCCAUGUAGGAUGUUAAAUUAAUUAAAAAGCGAAAACGUAAAAAAAGCCACCAGGAACUAAGAGUGACAGCUUCAAACGCUUCUCGAAUGUAAAUAUUAACCGUUAGGGACCUCGUACACACACGGUACACACGAUACACACACACACACACACAUUCGUACACGACACACACUCUCUCUUCAAGCGCCUUAAGUUGGGGGGCACCGAGCAAAUAAUUUUGUCGCAAUAAUAAUCGUCGUCUUUUAGGGGGCGGGAGACGUAUCAUGUACAAGCGGUUGUCGUAAUCGUAAUAAGGAGAAAGAGAGCGCAGGAGUCCGCAGAGCGACCGGCUCGCGCUGAGAAGAGGAGAUCUCCGAGAGGAGAGGAUAAAAAGCUUCUUCUCGGAUCUCCUCUUCGUCGUUCUCUUCGGGAGAAGCGGCGGAGAGAUCGACACGUCGGCGUCAUUCGCCGAGCUUCUUCCUCCUCGUCGCCGUCUUCGUCGUCGACUCUCGAAAAUUUUCUCGCUCGACGGCGCCGUGAUCGACUCGCCGAUUCGCGCUAUCGCGUCGCGCUACGCGGAAAAUUCGCCAAGCACCUCGACGAACGCCGUUCCCGUUGCCGACAGUAAUCGUCAAUUUGAGGCGAGCGAGCAAGCGCCCAACGUGCGACUCACGUCGCUGUGAUAUCUGAGAAGCGCGAGGGAGAUCGCGGAAAGUUGGCUUCUGCAGAGCAGGGAGAAAAACGAAGGAUCCCGAGGAGGAUCCUGGCCGCGGAACGAGAAGGGAGGAGAGAUACGGAUGACGAGGUGAGACACUCUCGUGUCUGCUCGUGAGACAUCUGAGACCUGUAUUAAUAGUCGCUACUUGAAGCUUGCCUCGCGCGAGAUAACUCGGAUCUGAAUUUAGACCUAUAUUAAUAGUCGUUACUUGUCACAUUUGUCUCCAGUGAGAUACGCGAAUUUGAAUCUCACCCGCUGCGACGGCACGAUCGUCCGCCGGAAUCAUCCGUGAAGAGUGCGACCAAGUGCCUACAAGGCAUUCGUCCAGAUGGCUAAAAAGUUCUGAUAUUUUGGACUCAAAAUAAAGUUCACGGUGCGUAGAUUAUAAAUAUGCAAGCGCCAAAGUGCUCGGACCUCAGGUUACAGAGAUAUGGCCUAUUGAAGAUAUUAAAGAUUCCUGUUUCACCAGGUGGCGCCAGUGCUUCCCGCGUUAAAACCGCGGUUAUUACGCGCCAAACGCUUUUGUAUCUCUUUGAUCUUCACUGACAAUACAGAUCGAUCUAAUUCAAAAGAAACUACGCUUUUCUCUCGCGAAAGCACGGCGCCAUUUGGAAAUUGAAAGUAGCAUUUCCAAUGGGCCAUAUCUCUGGAACCUGAAGUCCGAUCACAAUGACCUUGCAUAUUUACACGCAAUCUACGCACUAUAAACUUUCUUUUAAGCCCAAAAUGAUCUGAAAACUUUGGGCCAUGAAUCUGGGCCACUUCUAGCCGCACUCUUUGUUCCGUUCUUACGCUGACUCAUCAACAUUUCAUUCGACCGUGCAACUUGCUCGCGCUUCUUCCUUCCUUCUCUCGCUCGUCGUCCUCACUCGCGACGUUCUCUCACCUCAAGGAGCAUCCUCGACUACACUCCUCCCCUGCGCUCUGAGUACCCGCUCUCCCCCGCGCGAGUAAAGAUAGAUUUUUACUCCGUUCUAUUUCUACUCGGACCAAGAGCACGGAAGCGAGGCGCGACCACGAGACCGACAGCGACGAGACAAUGCGACGAGCUCGCGAGAUCGUCGCGGAGUUUUCGAGAGCUUUCGCCUCCGCGACACAAAGACACUCCUCGAAGACGUAAAUAACGGAGUGUAGUACUGGGCACCAACUGGCCGCAGGAACUAGUUCGAGACGACGGAGAACCGGACGCCAUUAUCCACCGACUAGGAGCCGACCGGCCGGCCGACUGAGAUUGGACACGGUCGUAAUUUUGAGUUAUCCCUGUCGAGCGAAGCGAGACACGUUAAUAAUCCUCCAGGUGCGAAGGGCGGAUUCGUACGCGCGCACUGCUAAAUUCCUAUCGCUACGCGCGCGCACACUCUCGCACCUAUCGCGAGAUAACGCCGCGCGUCUCGUUCGCGCUGUCUCUCGCGCAUACGAGUCCCUUGCACCCGAUGCUCCUCUCUACGCGAAGUCGUAAGUUCUCCUCUUCCGUCGAGGCCAGAGGCGAGAGGAGAGAGCCGCGCGGUGCGGUCCACCGAUAUAACCGCGAUACGACACGACGACGCGAUCGGCUCUGCAUCGCUACGUAGCCGUGUGCACAAUGCGCUGGCACACACGGGGGAAAGUUCCCCCCUCUCUCGCCCUAUCUCUCUUCCCCUCUCCCCCCUCGCCCCGCAUAAAUCACACGUGCAACCCUUUUUCCCGUCUGACAUGAGAAAUGCGGGAAGAAGCUCGCGGCCCAGAGCGACGGAAAGCGCCGGGGACCAGCUCAUCCUUUACAGGACGACACGUGAGAGUGCGUACACGCGCGCGUCUCUACGAGCAGGAUGGAAAAAAAAACAAAGAGAAAUGAGAAAGAAAGAGAAAGGGAGAGAGACCGGGUAACCUCCAGGUCUUGAAUUAAUCGACCAAGUCUUGGAGCCGCGUUAUGCGCGUUAUACGUGCGGGUGUUACGUUACGAAUCGCCGGAUAUCGAUUAUGGUGUCGCGUCAGGGUAUUUUGAGUUGAUGAGUAAGAUUCGCCAAAUCUUUUCUACAAUGCAGAAUCACUUGUGUCGAAUUUAAGCUUUCCCGUGUCGAAAUUUUCAUCUUACUUUCAGACUUACUAUUUCACUUAUUAUUUGAUACUUUUAAUAUAAUAUAAUAUGUUUUUCUAUUAUUCUGAACAUCGAAUAAAAUUCAAUCUUGAAUAUUUAAUAAGUUUCUUUUUUAUUUUGAAUAUUGAGCGCUUGAAUAAAAUUAACAACAUUAACUAAAUAUUUUUUUAGACUAACUAGAUUUUUGUAUUUUGCUUUUAAUACCAAACCUCCCACGAAAAUUUAACAGAAAAAUGACAAAUCUUGUUCACCGACUUAAUAGAUGAAGGGAGGAGGGUGCGAGAAAGAGAGAACUGCCUUCCUAUUAAUUAUCGUAGACAGCCAGCGAGAGAACGGCUGUUUCGUUAAAUCUCGAUUUACAAUACGGCUUCUACCCUCCUCCCCUUUCUCUCUCUUUCUCCCUUUCUCUGUCUAACUUCCUGCCUCGUUACGUUAACCGGCGUUAUCAUUUGUCGCGGUUGAUUCCGCGAUUUGACUCGCGCUGGAUUACCGUUGGACCCGAGUCGGAACGAACCGCGAUCGACGCGCGUGACAGAGUGAUUUCCGGCGCGAGGAAUUAGCUGACUAACAACCUGAUGUGUCGCGGACUCAUUGAGAGCGCACGCGAGAUCGAUCGCGAGAGAGCGAUAAUGGCAAAAGCUAACGCGGCGCGCAGGUUUGUCGUCGUCGUCGUCGUCGUCGACGACGACGACGACGACGAUGGCGGUGGCGACGACGGCGAUGGCGACGAUGGUUUAUCAUAGAUUUAGCACAAGCGAUAGCGUAGGAAAACUCUCCGCCACCCGGAUGGGUAUUAACGUACGCACGCCGUAUAAUCUCCCUCUCUCUUUCUCUCUCUCGAUGUACAUAGCGACUGUAAUUUAUACAUACGCGUAUAUGUAAACCUAUUAUAAAUAUGCGCCCGCAGAUGCGCGCUGGAGCGCGCGAGCGAACACAUUCUGUAUAUAUCUGUAUCAUAUUAGCGUAAUGUGAGACAAGCGCGAGAACGAGCAAGAGAGAGAGAAAGAGAGAGAGAGAGAGAGCGAGCGAGCGAGCGAGCACAGAGGGGCGGUACCACCACAUUGUGAGUGUAAUUAUAUUGAUCAAUAGCAUAAACGAGUACCGAAUGCAUAUUUGAUAUUUGUGUGCCUGUAUCCUUUUGUAUGCUACCGAAAUAGAUAAAGAAACAAAAAAAGUAACAAAACUAUACAUAUUAUAUUGUAUUAAUUGCGAACACACACACACACACAUACACAUACAUACUUACGUGUAAGCGACUGCGAACAUCGAGGUGUAACGCGUACAUUUUACAAUCACACUGUGACACGAGACACGUGUGCAUACACGCACACAACAAGACUACACACACACACACACACACAACAUACAUAUACAUUCAUACACGUACAGAGAGACACGUCGGGCCUAAAGGGCGCGACGGGCGAAAUAAAACUUUUAGCGAAGCGAAAACGAGAAUUUCACGAAAUCCUGUCGUUUCAGUCCGUUUUGCAAUAUCCUCCCCCCUCUCCCGUCUCACAGCGAAAUGUCCUUUCUCUCCUGCGCGGGCGGAAAAACAUAAUCUCUGUAAUGACGUAAUCCCAUCGCGUUAC
Odontomachus brunneus is the source of this 11109-nucleotide messenger RNA. RefSeq names its product discoidin domain-containing receptor 2-like. NCBI's taxonomy places the organism in Eukaryota, Metazoa, Arthropoda, Insecta, Hymenoptera, Formicidae. The record is from RefSeq and is a predicted model, not a curated record. The coding region runs from base 677 to 2602 and encodes 641 amino acids. The transcript is spliced from 9 exons.